Molecule: messenger RNA, 1049 nt
Organism: Sesamum indicum (sesame)
Lineage: Eukaryota; Viridiplantae; Streptophyta; Magnoliopsida; Lamiales; Pedaliaceae
Source: RefSeq, a predicted model, not a curated record
AAAAAGUUAAAAUAUAUUAAAAUUUUCACGUUUCAGAUACUAAAUUAAUUAGUCUAUGAGCUCAAAUGUAACAUCAUAAUGCAUGUUUUGGAGGAGGGGAGAGGCAUGACGACGUCGUCCAGUUCGCUGAUUCGCCGGCUCGCUCCAUACUUUUCAGCUCGGCUUCGCCAGAAUUCUAGGCUUCUUAGCUCGUCCUCCGCUCUCCCUGUGUCUCAGCUGUCUUCACUGGAAUCUCCGUCUUCGCGGACCGACGCCGUGCAUCUGACUGAAAACUGCGUUAGAAGAAUGAAAGAGUUGCAAGCUGACGAGGGUACUGAGAAAUUGCUGCGCUUGAGCAUAGAAGCUGGUGGUUGCUCUGGAUUCCAAUAUAACUUUUUACUUGACGAUAAAACCAAUGAUGAUGACAGGAUUUUUGAGCAAGAUGGAGUUAGACUGGUGGUUGAUAAUAUUUCCUUUGACUUCGUGAAAGGUGCAACUGUUGAUUAUGUAGAGGAGCUGAUUCGUUCUGCCUUUCAGCCGCGAUUUUCUAAUUUUGCCGGGGAAGAAGUUGAAUUUCAUGAAAUAUUUAUUUUGCUGCUUGCACUGGUCAAUUUUGCAUCGAGGACCUCGCAUACUGUGUACCCUCAAGGAAGUUUUCUCCAUGAAGGUCUCCACAAAUCCAAGUGCAGUGGGCGGCUGCAGCUGUAAAAGUUCCUUCAUGGUGAAAUAGUAAUGAGCCCGUUUUGACACAAAUUGGCAGAAGCAAGAUGCAGCACUAACACAGUGGAACUGAUAAAACUCCCAUCAACCUUAAAGAGUGGUGGAGCUGAUGCCUUGCUGGUACUCAUAAUACAAGAAUAUGAGCAAUGUCAAAUAUCAGACAACCAUUUUGUAUUGAAUCAAUUGGUCCUGUAUUGAACACUGUACUUUUCAUGUAUAAACACUGUGCGCACCCGCCUUCCCAUAUUUACUCAUGUAUAAAUACCGUACAUCUACUAAGGAAGGUGAUUUUUUCUAUUAAGUGCAAAACUUGAAUGUAGUACUUCUUAAGGGAUCAAAAGAUCAAGUUA